Lymnaea stagnalis (great pond snail) is the source of this 984-nucleotide messenger RNA. The record is from the annotation of a GenBank genome assembly. NCBI's taxonomy places the organism in Eukaryota, Metazoa, Mollusca, Gastropoda, Lymnaeidae.
CAGUGGAGCUUCCAGUUCGUGGUCGAGCCCAUCAUCUCGAUCCCGGGCCUGGCGGGCAACAUCCUUAGCUUGAUCGUAAUCUGUCAGCAGGGCCUUCACAAAAGCUCCAACAUCCUUCUCGUCUCGCUGUCCAUCUCCGACAUCUCACACCUCCUGUGCAUCAACAAUAUUCCUUACUUCUUGUACUACAGUCAAGGCUCCUACUUCGUCUACUCUCCGGACGUCAACAUUGCGCUGUACCACUUAACGAAAUUAUCAGAGUUCUUUAUUACCGUGGGAAAGCUGAUGUCUUUGACGCUGAUUGUUCUGAUCACAACGGAGAGACUGAUAGCGAUAUUCCUGCCCCUGAAGUUCAGCACGAUCGUGACGCCAUGGCGCACCUUGGUGUCUGUGUGCUGCCUUCUCGUCCUCCUCGCCACCAUCACGGCGUACUUCAUGUUCUACACGCAGCUCAUCCAGGGCCCGCUCAGAGCGCGCAUCUACGUCUCGAAACUCUAUUACGCCGACAAGAGAGCGAACGUGUACGACACCCUUCAGGAAUUCACCAACAACAUCACGGGCAUAGUUCCGCUGUGCUACGUUUCGGUCGGGUGCGCAUUGAUCGGGGUCAAGGUCAAGAUGGCGUCACGAAAGCGUCUAGCGAUGACUUCCAGUUCAGUUUACGUUAAAACUCCAGAUGACAAUACAACAGACCUGCUCAAAUCCCGAGCGGGUCGCUCCAUGACGAAAACCACACGGACUCUAUUGUCAGUUUGCGUUCUCUAUAUCAUCUGUGGUGGGGUCUCCUACCUACUACGGUACGUGAACAUUGCGUUUGGGGAGUAUGAGAGCAUGAGGCUGGUCCUUCAAGAGGUCAACAAGACGGCAAUGCUCAUCAACAGCGCCGCCAAUUUCGUCAUAUACGUGGUCACAAACAGAAAUUUCCGAAACGGGUUUUUACAGAUCUUCUCCUGUUGCAGGCAGACCAAGACAAUUUUACCGUAG